Messenger RNA from Homarus americanus (American lobster), 1530 nucleotides. Its product is annotated as techylectin-5A-like. The transcript has 5 exons. The record is from RefSeq and is a predicted model, not a curated record. Bases 122 to 1030 code for a protein of 302 amino acids. NCBI's taxonomy places the organism in Eukaryota, Metazoa, Arthropoda, Malacostraca, Decapoda, Nephropidae.
GACUCAUCUGGCCUUGACUCUCUCCGCCACCUCCUCCCUCCCAUCACCUCCUCCCGCUCCUGCACUUCGUCCUCCUCACUCCUCAGUCGCCCUUCAUCACUCGUGGAGAUACUGAGGCGUGAUGGCGGGGAGAGCAGAGACACGCGCCCUGAUGUUGUUACUCCUUCACCUGAUGCUUACCCACGCCCACACGGCCACAACAGCUGUCAGUAUAAAUGAUCACACUCGGAUUAGCAUUGGGUCAGGAGAGGUCAGUCCCAUCGUCCUGUUAAUUACCCCUGGCACUCCUGCUGUUAGUGUGAGUGUGGAUGGUAGCUCCUUGGGUCAACAACAGUGCGGUGUGAGAGCCAGGAACUGCCUGGAGGUACAGGAACUGCAGGGACACAGGGUGAGCGGUGUGUACAGCAUCUGGCCCUAUGAGUGCUGCCGUGACCGGGUCGUCCAAGUGUACUGUGACAUGGAGACGGUAGGUGGCGGGUGGACAGUGGUGCAGCGGAGGGACAAAUACGAGACCCAGGAGGACUUCUACCAGCCCUGGACACGGUACGUCGAGGGUUUUGGUAACCUGACCCAAGAGUUCUGGCUCGGCCUUGACAACCUCCACGCCCUUACCAGCCAAUCCAACAUCACCUACGAGGCCAGGAUCGAUCUAGGUGACUUCGAGGGCGGCAAAAGGUGGGCUCAGUACACCAGCAUCACGGUGGAAGAUGCUAACUCCUCCUACAAGUUGGUCCUCGGUGAGUAUUCGGGUGACGCAGGGAACUCCAUGGACCAUCACACCGGCAGGAAGUUCUCUACCUACGACAGGGACAGUGACGACCACGCCACCAACUGCGCCUCCACGUACAAGGGGGCGUGGUGGUACGGAGGGUGUCACAACUCCAACCUGAACGGGCAGUACAUGGAGGGAGCGACGGGUCAGGCAGCUCAGGGCAUCAUCUGGCAAGCUUGGCUAGGUGAUGGCUACUCCCUCAAGAAAACGGAAAUUAAAAUACGACCCGAUAAAUUACCUUCAUAUUGUAGGCAAUGAGUCUGACAGGUGAUGACAGGUAAUGUAAACAUGUAUAACUGUUUAUGCCUGUCACCUUUGUAGUCGUUGGUAAAGUUUGAGCGUCUACCUACGUCAGCUUCGUAAGAAAAACGUUUGUCGUAGUUAUACAGAGCAAAGUGAGGUGUGUCUCCUGUGAUCUGAUGAUAAGAACAAUUAAUGGAAUUGCAUCUGACAUACCAAUUUUCGUCCCCGUUCAUGUUAUUAAAAUCAGUGCAAGUACGAAUGUCAUUAAGGAUAUUCGUUAAUAAGUCUUUCAAUAAUCUCGUACAAAUGUCUUAACUUAGCUAGAAUUUUACUAUUAAAUUCACUUCCAUUGUCGGUGAAAAGAACUCUAGGGGCGUCAUUGCUCUUAAGGAGAUUCUUGCCACAGUUGACUAUGUUGACGUAUAAAUGAAUUGGUAAACUGUGUCACUGUGUUGAUAUAACGUCACUACGAUUAUAAGUUUGUAGUUUGUAAGAAUAAAUAAAGUUAAUAUGUU